Molecule: messenger RNA, 3935 nt
Organism: Amoebophrya sp. A120
Lineage: Eukaryota; Dinophyceae; Syndiniales; Amoebophryaceae
Source: the annotation of a GenBank genome assembly
GUCAAAGUCUAUUACGUCAUACAGAAGCACCACGACAUGCGGGACGAAUUUUUCCUCGUCGCCUUGUCGGCAAAGCAACACGAGCGGCAGGAAUGCGACAGCAGGUGCCCCGGCCCCGGCGACACGUGCGCUUAGUCGCGAGGGGGACAGACUACCGAGGCAGCAGUACUACUAGGGCAGAAGGAGAUCACAACGACCCGUCGCGCUCGCAAGGAGCUGCGCAGCGCCCCUAUAAUUGAAAGGCAGCAGAAGAAGAUAACACGAGGAUGAGCAGCACUGCGAAGAAGAAUGCGGAGUUGCAAGAUUGGGUGGUGGAGGCGGGCGAGGUACAACUCGACUCGCCCGAGCCCGUGGAGGUCGUGCAAAAAGUGCGCGAUUAUGAUGUCGGGACACCAGCUUCAUUGGGAACAGCGCAAAAUAGUCAAAAUUCCUUCGGCCGUGGCGGCCCAGCUUCGUCUUCGACGGCAGAAUAUGACAUGAACUGGGGUCCCGAUUAUCCUGCAACGCCGACGUCGCAAGCGGCUUCAUUGCAGAGAGAAGCGCAGGAACAACGUCAAGGUCAAACUCUGCACGGCGCUACGCCUACGCAAGAAGUGGAGUACCAAACGAGUGCUAGCAAAAGAGCGACUUCCUGGGACAGACCGAACGACGUCUUGGCCACCUCUCGAAAGGAUAGCAUAAUAUCGUCUAGCCCCGCUGGUGGUGCUGCUUCCUCUAUGAGUGGCCUAGUAACGUCUUCCAGCUUCAAUAUUGACGACAUGUUUGACGCCGCAGGUAGUUCUGCGCGCGGGCGAAAUAAAUCGCAUUCAAAUUCUUCCAAAUCAGCACAGCCGCCACGGUCGGACAAUCCAGCCAUCCUCACAUCAGCCGGCGGAACCACAAGGGCAAUUCCUGCUGUGCAGAAGUCCCGCCGCGAAGCGGAUACCAAGGCGCUCGACGCAGUGUUUUUGAGCCGUCGAGAAAAUGAUGAGUCGAUCGAGGUUGCUGGGGAGAAAAGAAAUUAUGUUGAGAAAGGAAGAGGACUACAGGAGCAACCCGCUCUACUGGAUCCAAGCCAAAAUCACGGCGGAAACGGCACGCCGACAGGGUCAGCAAGAGACGAAAUAUCUCCUGGCCAUGCCCGGAAGGGAUCGGCAGGUGUAAAAAUGGCAACAGCAGAAUCAGGAGGUCACCAGCACCGGGGGGAGUUGCAGCAAGUAGCUCUGGAUGCGAACAGGAACGAAAAAACACUGACACAUGAAGAGCACGCCGCUGAUGUGGAUGUCGUGCCGAAAGGAGGAUCAGAAAUGCAGCAGCACGACCUCCUCGACGACAGGGGACAACUACACUCGAGUGUACAACGCACACAUACAGGAGUGGCAGCCCGGACGACCGGCGCAACUACAUUUAGCGAACAACGUGCAUCAACUGCUGACAAGACAAGGACAACUCUAUCUCCGAUCCUGUUGAACCCAGCAACAGUUGGAGCCCGCCCAGCUUCAGCGACCUUUGAGCAGCAGAUAGAGCAGUAUAGUGACCACGCGAUGUUGUCCGCAACUUCAACAUCAACUACAACAUUGCGCACGAAACACUAUACCAGUGAAGAACAAGAUUUUAUUCGCGCCGGCAAAGGUGAUCUCAUGAAUAAAGAUCAGCGAGUGGACGAACUACAAGCGGAAGAGCAGCUGUGGAUCCUGGCCGACGAUCCCAUGCUCGAGGAAGAGCAGGGGCCGCUGCAGCCGAGUUUAGUGUUCCCCUCCGGCGUGGUGCCGGGAGGUGCAGCUGCCUCUUUGGGCGAGCAAACCACCGCAGCAAGCAGAGACGGAUUUUUGGGGACGUCGACGGCGGAACAAAAUGAAAAUCAUCAAGAAAGUGGUCUUCUUCUGGACAACAACAAUCUUUUUGCGGGUCCUUUGCAGAAGUCGUCUGACCAACAAGGAGACCACGACAGAUCACAGGAUGAAGAACAAGAGGGAACAAGCAACAAGAUGAGCAAUCUGUACAAUGCGGCGCAGCUGUACGCGGAAUACAACCGAAAUUUGGAGGUCUGGCGGAUGCUGCUGAUUGACUUUUUCCGGUUCCGGCACAAGAACCCCGAGAAAGUGAAAGAGCUGGUCCGCCGCGGGCUGCCGGAGUGCCUGCGGGGCAGCAUUUGGCAGAAGCUGGCGCAGAGCCGCGAGUUGCAGUGGAAGUACCCCCGGAACCUGUACGAGUACCUGAAGCAGGUCCCGAGCGCGCCGUGCGAACCCGACAUCCGGCGGGACACGAACCGCACCUUCCCCAAGCACGUGCUGUACUGCGACCGGCAGGGGGUGGGGCAGCAGCAGCUGCUCCACGUGCUCCGGGCCUACAGCAUUUUCAAUCCGGAGGUGGGGUACUGCCAGGGAAUGGGCUUCAUCGCGGGGCUCCUGCUCUGCUACCUGCCCGAGGAGGCGGCCUUCUUCAUGCUCGUGUCGUUGCUGGAGAACUACCGCAUGAGCGGCCUGUUCAAACUAUCCUGAGUAAAAAUGGCUCCACACCAGGGUCAAGAUAGGAAAUCUGCUAGACAAAUCAACCAGCAUUGGUUGUGUCGCAUGACAAGCUUGUCCUGGUUCUGAAGCAUCACAGAUCUAGCGCAUCAUGCUGCUUGUAGCAUUACAAAUUCCAAAGCACGAAUAGAAAAUGGCUCUCUUGGGGCUCCGCAUGAGAAACCUUUUCGGCAUGCAGAUUUGCAUGGCAUCCACUCUGGGUGGGGACGUUGUUACUCAGGAUACAAACCCAACCUUCCCCUGUUGAGCAAGUACUUUUUCCAGCUCAACCUGCUGAUCCGGAUGCACCUGCCCAAACUGCACGACCACCUGCAGCUGAACUCGGUGGAGCCCACCAUGUAUGCCUCACAGUGGUUCAUGACGGUCUGCAUCUACCAGUUUCGGUACUCGACGGUUUGUCGCGUGUGGGACAUCUUCCUGGCCGAGGGCGUGAAGAUCAUUUUCCGGGUGGUAUCAGAGUGCACAAGUAGAACUUCCCCUCGCCCUCAUUUCUCAUGCAAAAUGCCAGGCCGACCAUUUUUCUUUUUGUUUUUUGCCUCUUCGCACUCUUAGCAUGACAGGUUCUGCUGGCAGCACUACAAUCCUGAUGAAUUUGUCAUGCGAAACCUGCUCAACUCUUGCCAACGCUGGUAUUGCCAUUGCUGUUCACACUAUAAAUAUAAAUGAGGGACGAGAGCAGGGGUGGGGAGUUGUGCACUCGGAUAGGUGGCGCUGGCGCUGCUGAAGCUGAACCAGGAGAGCCUGCUGCAGUGCGGGUUCGAGGACAUUUAUCGCAAGAAAAAAGUGUUUACAGUUUUUACACAUUGUGUUGCGGGGGCCGCAAGACAGACGACCUUUGUCAUGCAGGAAAUACCUGCAAGCCUCGUUUCCUUCGUAUUUUCCCUUAUGUAUGAUCUUUGCCUUACUCUGCCACACUGAGAAAAUUUGUGAUGCAGAUGAACAAACUCCAACAAAUGUGUAAGUGCAACACUUUUUUCUUGGGAUAGCAUUCUGCAGGUACUCAAGCUCGCCCCGGCCCAGACGGAAACGGAGCUGCUCAUCCAGACCGCGCUGGGCAUCAAGCUGAAAGCCUCCGUGCUCAAGGACCUCGAGCAGGAAUUUUUGAAAUCCGGACAGAAGUAAGUUUUGUACGUUCUACUCCGGGCAGCUGCAGCAGCCAUCUCUUGUCCUCGUUGCGCGCUUGUGGGAGCAGCUUUUGGCAAAACUAGAAAGAAGGUUUGUUUGUCAAAGCGCUUCGAUUCUUAUCUUUGUACAAAGGAAUUGCGGAUGGACAAAUAAGACGAAAACCGCUUGCUUGUUACAGCCAUUCAUUGUCAUGGCAUUGAAGAUCCCUUCGACCACUUCGAGCAUGCAAUAAGAGCACUGCUCGUCCGCUCUGCAGUGCCUUGACGAGAAAAAGAAAGCGAAGAAAAAUAUCGAUGAAUUGAU